UAGACUCUAAGCAAAAUGGUGCGAUGUCGAGCGAGUCAAGGUGGCACUACUGUUUCGUCCGCGGUAGUGGGACGCUGAACACAAUUAGUGUACCCAGAAAACGUGCAUUUUAAUUGCCUUAUUAUUAUGUUUGGGCCCGUGACCAUUUUUUUGGAAGCGUUAUUUUUAAUGUGAGUCCGUUUGUAGUAAAAUGAACCUCUUGUAUUUUGCGUUUGUGUUGUUGCUGUUAGUGCGAUUCUCGAAAGGACAUGUUAAGGACGAUGAUUGCUGUUCCGGCGAGCAACCGGAGGAAAAAAUGGGGAAGCUGUCAAAUUCUGUGGCGACCUGGCAAGGCUCCUGGACUAUUUAUCCCACGGUAGCUACUUUUUCGUUGCAAACUGCUAUACCUAUGUCUUCUAGAGAACUGGAAGAAGAAACCCGCCAGGCGAGAGGCAAAAACAAAAAAGUGAAGAAAAAGAUCAAGAGGUACAUGCUGCCGCUACUGAUGGCUUACAAGUUGAAGUUUUUCACCCUGAUUCCCGUCCUGAUCGGUGGUUUGGUGCUGCUGACGGGCGCCACUGGGCUAGCCGGGUUUUUCUUCGCGCUUUUCGCGGCAGUGAUGGGACUCAAAAGUGGGGGUGGACACGGACAUUAUUAGAAAAACGCUAUAUCAUCUAAGGCACUUAUUUAUUUAAUUUAUUUCGAUUAUUAUGUACAUAGAAUUGCGUCGUAAAUGCGGGUACUAAUAUUAUGACAA
This is a messenger RNA of Cylas formicarius (sweet potato weevil), 736 nucleotides long. RefSeq lists its product as uncharacterized. Bases 191 to 637 code for a protein of 148 amino acids. The transcript is spliced from 2 exons. The record is from RefSeq and is a predicted model, not a curated record. Lineage: Eukaryota; Metazoa; Arthropoda; Insecta; Coleoptera; Brentidae.